Tuber aestivum (summer truffle) is the source of this 1515-nucleotide messenger RNA. The record is from the annotation of a GenBank genome assembly. NCBI's taxonomy places the organism in Eukaryota, Fungi, Ascomycota, Pezizomycetes, Pezizales, Tuberaceae.
AUGUCGGUACUCAGACCCGUCAGUCGGUCGCUUCUGAGCCGCCAGAUCCUCUCGACACCUGUGCGCCCUACAGUCCCACCAUUGCUGCGAAAUAAUAGGUCGCUCUUCACUGCCGCCCCGACGCGGAGGCGGUCGAGCUUCAGGUCGUUUGUCGUGAGGUGGGCUGUGGCGGGUGGUUUGGUUUACGCGUAUACUACUUCUAAUGUUUUUGCUGAUGAGCCUAAAUGUCUGUUUCCUCGAUUCGUUUUUGCUUAUUAAAUUGGAUUGGCUCUGACCGGGCGUUAGUCGUCCAGGAUGAGCUGAGGACUUUAUCGUCCGAAGACCAGGACCGUCCAAAGUCGUUAUUACCUGAGAAGGGAGGGAAAUUGGAGAGACUGCAGGGGUCGGACGCCACGGGUGGGGCUCAAGGAGAAUCGGAUAGGGGGGUUGUUGAGAGAGCCGAGCCGGCGCCGGGGUCUGGAAGCCCAGAGGAUUUGGAGGCUGAGGCGGGACAGGAGGGGGCCUUUAAUCCUGAGACUGGAGAGAUUAAUUGGGAUUGCCCUUGUCUUGGUGGGAUGGCUCAUGGUCCUUGGUGAGUCCGGGUGGCUUUGAUUGCAAUGAGUAGGUGUUGGGAGGGAUGCUGAUUGUUGGGGCUUAGUGGGGAAGAGUUCAAAACUGCUUUUAGUUGUUUCGUUUUCUCGAAGGAAGAUCCUAAGGGUGUGGAUUGUAUUGAAAAGUUCAAGUGAGCCGGCUCUCGUCUUAUGAGUGUCGAAAAUCUAUCUGACCAGGUUGUUAGGGAUAUGCAAGCUUGUUUCCAAAAGGUGAACUGUUCCUUCAUGGGCUGACUUGGGGUCUUUUCUCUGACUUAUUUUAUUUCUUUAGUAUCCUGAGCUCUACGAUACCGAAGAAGAAGAUGACGGGGAACUUCCCGAAGGUGCGAGUGGGGAAGAGCCAUUAGAAGUCCUCGACCCCCAAAAUCCCGGGGAGACGGGCUCUCCAGCCACACCCCCAAAAGUUUCCUCUAGCACUCAUGUGGAUCCCGAGACAGCCAAGCCGGAUGGCGGGCCUGUUGGAGGCAAGUCAAAGGAAGAUGGGGCGGCGGAAAAACACAAGGAGGGAGUCAAUAGCGGGAAAUAGUACUAUUCGAACACAGUAGGGACUAGAUUUAUUUCCUUCUCGUCCGCAGCCGGCUGGAUAUGUAUAGAGGAAUCCCCCUCUAUUUCUACGUUCUCCAUUCAUUUCUUCUUUUCCUUUCCUAAAACACGUAUAGGUUUUCCUUACUGUCACUUGUGCAAUCUUCAUUUUGGGGGUGGGGAGGGAUAUCUGGGUUGGGAAUGGUAGAUGGAAAACAAAAGUAAUUAGAUUUCCUGCUUGUGUAGAUAUGCAUGGAGGUGGCGGAGGGGAGGGGGAGGGCAAGGGUUGAAGAUGUAUUAACGACUCAAUAUUGCCACGGUGCUUGGGCAGUGCGCUCGUGGAUAUCCCUUGCUGAACCCUUUCUGGGAGAUUGUGCGGAUAGAUCUGGUGAUAUAAUAACAC